Ichthyophthirius multifiliis is the source of this 372-nucleotide messenger RNA. RefSeq lists its product as hypothetical. NCBI's taxonomy places the organism in Eukaryota, Ciliophora, Oligohymenophorea, Hymenostomatida. The record is from RefSeq and is a predicted model, not a curated record. The transcript is spliced from 4 exons.
AUGGUGAGAUUUGAAUACAAAUUAUAUAUAUUAAAAUAUUCAUUAGUGGGUUAAAGCCUUAUAAAAAUCGAUUGUUGGGAUAGAAACGAAAAUGAAAAAAGAAAAUUAUACCAUGAAACACAUCCUGACACUUAUAAAGUAAACAAUGAUUUAGAUAAAUACAAUUUACAAAGUAAAAAUAAUUUAUCCCCAAAUUAUGCUAUACUUAUUUUUAGACCUUAUAUGAUUGAACAUUCGUGUUUCAUAAUGCCUUAAGUUAUUGCAAACGGAAGAAAAUAAUUUGAAUCUAUAUUCAAACCAUAUAAAAAAAAUUAAAAAUUCAUUCAUUAAAUAGAAAAAAAUGAGUGGAAAGUAUAUGAAUUAAAUCCAUGA